UCGAAAGGUAAACCUAAAAGUUCCAGUACAGCGCUGUUCUUUUCCGUAGUCACGAAUUUCACUAAACGAAACGUCAGUUUUGGGUUUAAUCUGAAAUAUAUUGACUGCGUUCAUGUGCUCUUGUGUAGACAGCUAAAGGAAGAUGGCAGCGUGCGCAAUACGUCGGGGUUUAUUGUCCACCGCCUGUAAAUAUAACACGCAGAAAUGCUCUCACAGAAUACUGAGUGCAGUUGAUUUCAGCAGCGGAUUAGAUGCUAAAAGACCUCAGACGUUGUGUUCAGCUUGCGGGCUGUCCAGUUUUCCGCAGACGAGGUUCAUGUCAUCACGAAACAGACCAGAAGGGAAAAUACUGGAACCUGUUGGAGUGUUUGAGGCCUUGAAGCAACAUGGCAAAUAUGAAACAGGCCAGCUUUUCCUGCACAGUGUAUUUGGUUACAGAGGAAUAGUGUUGUUCCCCUGGCAUGCUCGACUCUAUGAUAGAGACGUGAGCCCUGCUGCACCUGACAGCAAGCCGGACUCUGCGGGCCAUGGGUCCAAAGAGGUGAAGGGGAAAAUGCAUACGUACUACCAGGUCCUCAUAGACACCAGAGACUGCCCACAUAUAUCUCAGCGGUCUCAGACCGAAGCGGUUACUUUCCUGGCCAAUCAUGAUGACAGCAGGGCCCUGUAUGCUAUUCCAGGUCUGGAUUAUGUCAGUCAUGAAGACAUCCUGCCUUAUAACUCCACUGAGCAAGUUCCUAUCCAGCAUGAGCUGUUUGAACGCUUCCUCAUGUUCAACCCCUCCAAAAAUCCCCCAUUCACUGCAAGAGAUACACUCAGGGCCUGGCAGGAGAAGAACCAUCCCUGGCUGGAGCUCUCAGAUGUACACAGAGAAACCACAGAGAAAAUCCGCGUCACUGUGAUCCCCUUCUACAUGGGCAUGAGAGAAGCUCAGAACUCCCAUGUGUAUUGGUGGAGAUAUUGCAUUCGUUUGGAGAACCUGGGCAAUGAGGUGGUUCAACUCCGGGAAAGACACUGGAGGAUCUUCAGUCUCUCAGGGACUCUGGAAACAGUCCGUGGCAGAGGAGUGGUUGGCAAGGAGCCAGUUUUGUCAAGAGAACAGCCGGCCUUUCAGUACAGCAGUCAUGUUUCACUUCAAGCACCCAGUGGACACAUGUGGGGGACAUUCUGUUUUGAGAGGACAAAUGGCUCACACUUUGAUGUGCGCAUUCCACCUUUUUCAUUAGAGAGCAAUAAGUAUGACAAAGCUCCCCCCACUGGCUAUCCCUUGUAAUAAACUUGCUCCUAAAGGACUUACCACAGCUCAGUGUCCCUUCCAGGCUGUUUCUUUGGAGAUUUACCUUCCUUAGUGCUCCUUAAAUAUACAGUAUAAUGGUUUUAGCAAAACAUCAUCCAGCCUGACUUUAACUGCAGCACAGGAGGUUUGUAAGCAGCUGUAUUUUAAAAGAACAAAAGAAAAAGCAGUAAAAAAUACCAUAUGGUUUGAUGCAAGUAGUCUGGUAAGAAUCAAGAUGGGGGCGGCUAACUUUCUUCCAAACCCUCACAACAGGAAAGGCUGUAUUAUUAAUGUGAUUUUUUUUUUUUUUUUCUUCUAUUUAUUUGGGCUACUGUAUUCGUCAAUGGAAUAAGCAUAUGAGAGUUAUUCAAGCUUAUUUAGGAUUAUAGUCAGUUAAUUUACCUCACUAAAUUCAGACAUUGGUUAGCUUGAGCUGCAUUGAAAUCUAGUUUAGGCUAAUCUUAUGUCCUGGAGGAGAUGGUCUGUUUAUCCCAGGGGUGAACAUUACAUGUUUUCUCCAAGUACAAAUUGUCAGAUUAUGAAUUGCUGCAAAGAUUAUUAUGAAGCCAUGCCAAACUCGGCCACUUCUCACUGAAAUGUGGUUUGACUAAGAGCCUAUAGUGGGCUAAAACUGUAUUCGAUAUCGUCAUCUUGAAACCAACCGUUGAUCAUACAUUAGGAUUAAACUGAUGAAUGAUGAACUGCUUCACUGUUUAUUGUAAAUAAGUUUGUAAAAGCAUAAAUAAAAUGACAUUUUCAA
Messenger RNA from Myxocyprinus asiaticus (Chinese sucker), 2036 nucleotides. RefSeq names its product polymerase delta-interacting protein 2-like. The record is from RefSeq and is a predicted model, not a curated record. The transcript has 11 exons. Gene Ontology annotation, molecular function: DNA binding. Bases 143 to 1273 code for a protein of 376 amino acids. Gene Ontology annotation, biological process: error-free translesion synthesis. Lineage: Eukaryota; Metazoa; Chordata; Actinopteri; Cypriniformes; Catostomidae. Gene Ontology annotation, cellular component: nucleus; mitochondrial nucleoid.